Molecule: messenger RNA, 4762 nt
Organism: Eublepharis macularius
Lineage: Eukaryota; Metazoa; Chordata; Lepidosauria; Squamata; Eublepharidae
Gene: TRIM8
Product: tripartite motif containing 8
Exons: 7
Coding region: 2324-3979 (551 amino acids)
Source: RefSeq, a predicted model, not a curated record
GGCAGCAACAGCAGCCGCCGCCGAGAGCGGAGCGGGGGACUGGACUGGGCGGGCGGCAGCGGUGCUUGUGGCCGGGCUGGGAGUGGAGCCGGCAAGGGGGAGCGGAUCUUGGCGAGGCCGGGGCUGGAGCAGCGCCUCCUCCGGAUUUCCCCUGCACCCCCUCCCCCGUCCUGGUUUUGUCCUUGCUGCUCUUCCAGGCUCCUCUGGUUGAUUGAUCGGCUAUUGAUCGGUUAAAGGGGCCCUACCGCUCGGGAACAGCGACGCCAGGAUCGGACUAAGCCGCUGCUCCUUUAAGCCCAGUCGGGAGGGGGGGGGGAUCCAGAGAUGCGCCCUUGAUCUCCAGUCAUCCUUCCGCCCUUGAGUUCCUUCAUGCCCCCGCUCCCCUUCUCUUUCACACCUUCCCUAAUGCGCGUCCACCACCCCCAGGGGGAGAGGCGAAGAGGAAGACGCGGCAGCGCCGCUGCCGAGCCCCACAGGCAGCCCCCCUCCAGCCCUUCUUCCUGAUUUCUCUUCUGUCGAUCUCUUCAACCCCCUCCCUUUCAUUGUACCAUCACCCCAACUCUUUCUAUUGCAAAAUAUUGGGCUCCCAGGGCUUUGCUUUUCCAUCGGCUGCGUGUGCAUGCAGGCAGAAUUCUCCUAGGCAGGCGAGAGCUCUAGGUUCAGCUUCUCCCCUCGCGCCUUGAAUGGGUAAAACGAUUUUUUAAAAAAAAUCUAUGUGCAUUCUCUGUAUUGGGUUUAAUCUGUAAAGGGGCCUGGAUUAUUUAUCCUCCAAUUUACUCGAUCCGGAGCUCCCGUUUUCUUUCUUUCCUUCCUCGCUAGUGUGAUAGAAACCCCUCUUCUCUCUGCCUCCUCUCUUAAUUAUUCCUUGUCUUUUUCUUUGGUUGAAUUUGGGGUAUUUUUUUGCAUGUGGUAAAGGUGAAAGCUGUCUGAUCCAUUGGCCUAUUCGUUCAUUUUUGUUGUUGUUUCGUUACUGAGAGAGCAUUAAGGAACUGUGGUGAAAAUAAUAUAUUUGUACAUGCAAUUUUUAAAUACAUAUAUUUAUUUAAAAGGGGGGAGACCCAAGAUGGCUGGAGGUGGCUGUGAGGAGCAUGUAGGUUUUUUUUGAUCUGAUGAUAAAAGCUAAAAGGCACAGCAGCUGCGGCUGUAUAAACUCAAUUUAGAGCCCUCCUCUUCCCUCCCUCGUUUCUCCCCCCCCCCCACUGACACAUCAGGCGCACACUUUGCAGGGUGGUGCCAUCCUCCAGGCCUCUCUCCUUUUUUCUCUUCUUAAUAGAUUUGUUUCUUCUUUCUUCAAUUAAAUAUAUUCACCAAUUUUUAAAAAUCAGCUCAAAAUGGCUGAGGAUUGGCUGGGUCCUCCUGGAAUUGUACAUUUCAGCAGUUCCCUUUAAGCUUGUGAGUGUCUCUUCUCCUCUUCCCCCCCCCCCCCACUUUUGCAGGCUGGUUCCAAAAGGAGAAAUAGCUUUCAUGUCAGAAGGAAAACAGAGAAGCAAAGGGGAAGAGGCGGGGGCUGGGCUCUUCAUUAGCAGUUGAGAAAUUCCUUUUCAGUUUGAUCAAGGCAUACUUGCUUUCCUUCCAGCAAGAGCAACCCAUCACUCUCCAAAAGACUGAGAAUUUUUGAGAGGGGAGUAUUGUUUCCAUUUCAGUCUUAUUAAAAUCAGAAGGGAGACCUGAUUUUGAGAGGAAGAAAUCCCAGGGUAUACUGAGAGCAGGUUGAUUCUCUUGGUUGAAUUCAGUGGUUUCCACCCUCCUGAGACUUCGUUUUUUCCUUCUCAUUCCUAUUUGUGAAAGGAGCAAAGGAUGGGAGGGUUCUUUUGGCUCUGGGCUGGAAUUUCAUCCGAAUGACUGACCCGUCUUCCUACUGAGAUUGCACUGUCCCAAAGCCAAGGAAGAAUUUUUUUCUGCACCAUUCAGCUGCGUUAGAAGCUAGAUCCAAUUUUUCUGCUUUUUAAAAAAACCUUGCAUUUGGAUUUUAUCUCUGAUUUUUUGUAGUUAAUUAAAGACUUGAAUUCUGAACUCUCUUAUGGGAGGAAAAAGAAUUGAAAAGAAUUCUUUUGGGGUUUAGUCAGGAGGUAUAAAAGCCUCUUAAGAUACUGAAUGUUGGGCAGAAAACUGUCAUAAAAUACCGAAGCUGCAGUUUUUAACUUGGCCAGCUUAUAUGGAACCUGGACUCCUUCCUUCUGGAUUUUGUAUGGAUUUUUUUUCGGUUCUGGCAACUUAGUGGCCUUUCUGUUGCAAAAGUGGAAAUUUGUCAUCUGCAUCGCUAGACCAAAAACUGAUUUUAAAAAGAGAAUUUCCUUAAACAGAAAUCUCUGUGGUGUGAGACAUGGCUGAAAACUGGAAGAACUGUUUUGAAGAAGAGCUUAUAUGCCCUAUUUGCUUGCAUGUCUUUGUGGAACCUGUCCAGCUUCCUUGUAAGCACAAUUUUUGUAGGGGAUGCAUAGGAGAGGCGUGGGCCAAAGAGACGGGGUUGGUGCGUUGUCCUGAAUGUAACCAGGCCUACAACCAGAAGCCCAACCUUGAGAAGAACUUAAAGCUGACCAACAUCGUAGAGAAAUUCAACUCACUCAACCUGGAAAAGACCCCCACAGUCUUGCACUGUGUCUUCUGCCGCCGUGGGCCACCUUUGCCUGCCCAGAAGAUCUGUCUGAGAUGUGAGGCUCCAUGCUGCCAGUCCCAUGUUCAGACACACCUGCAACAACCUUCCACAGCGCGUGGGCACCUCCUGGUGGAGGCAGAUGACGUCAGGGCCUGGAGCUGCCCCCAGCACAAUGCCUACCGGCUAUACCACUGCGAGGCUGAGCAGGUUGCUGUUUGCCAAUUCUGUUGUUACUACAGUGGGGCACACCAGGGACACUCCGUGUGUGAUGUGGAGAUCCGGCGCAAUGAGAUCAGGAAAAUGCUGGUGAAGCAGCAGGACCGCCUGGAAGAGCGUGAGCAAGACAUUGAGCAGCAGCUGUACAAGUUGGAGUCUGACAAGCGGCUGGUUGAAGAGAAAGUGAACCAACUGAAGGAUGAGGUGCGCCUGCAGUAUGAGAAGAUGCACCAGAUCCUUGAUGAGGAUUUGCGCAAGACUAUGGAGAUUCUAGACAAGGCUCAGGCUAAGUUCUGCAAUGAGAAUGCUGCCCAGGUGUUGCACCUUAGUGAGCGCAUGCAGGAAGCCAAGAAGCUGCUCAGCUCUGUUCAGGUCAUGUAUGACAAGACCGAGGACAUCAACUUCAUGAAGAAUACCAAGUCUGUGAAAAUCUUAAUGGAUAGGACUCAGAACUGCACAGGAGGCAGCCUGCCCCCUCCCAAGAUUGGCCACCUCAACUCCAAGCUCUUCCUGAAUGAGAUUGCCAAGAAGGAGAAACAAUUGAGGAAGCUGCUGGAAGGUCCCUUCAGCACUCCGGUGCCCUUCCUGCAGAGCAUCCCCAUGUACCCCUGCAGUGUCAGCAACUCAGGAGCUGAGAAACGCAAGCACGCCACAGCUUUCCCAGAAGGGAGCUUCCUGGAGCCUUCCUCGGGGCCUGUUCCCAGCCAGUAUGUGAGCCAGGGGGCUUCAGCUGGCGAAGGCCAGUCUGCACAAUCCAUGGUGCCUUGUAGCUCCACCCAGCACAUUGUAGGACUCCCCAGCGGCCCCCAGCCUGUACACUCUGGCUCAAUGUUCAACCCUUCCCACUACCCCAACAGCACAUCAUCUCAGCAGUCUGUGCUGUCUCAGUAUGGUGGGCGCAAAAUCCUGGUCUGCUCAGUGGACAAUUGUUACUGUUCCUCAGUAUCCAAUCACAGUGGGCACCAGCCAUACCCCCGGUCAGGCCACUUUCCGUGGACAGUGUCAUCGCAGGAAUAUUCCCACCCACUUCCACCUGCUCCAUCUGUACCUCAGUCACUUCCAGGAUUGGCAGUGAGGGAAUGGAUUGAUGCAUCGCAGCAACACGGACGCCAGGAUUUCUAUAGAGUUUAUGGUCAGCCUUCCACCAAACACUAUGUCACCAGUUAACCAUCUGGCUUGAAUAGAAUCUUGUUAACUUUUGAAGAUCUUUUUAAAGUCUGGGGGUUUUUUUUGUUGUCGUUGUUUUUAAAUCAAAUCCAUUUCCACUUAUACCCUGCCAUAUACCGCAGUCUGAGAGGGGCAUUGGCAUCAUCUCUAGUUUUAAUUUGAUUUUAAAAAGUCCUCCCCUGUACCAGGAUUGGGGCGGGAGGGGAAGCUGCAGAAGAAAAUAACAAGAAUUUCAAUCAAGAAUCUACUUCUGGAUCAUGUGACCUUGCUACUUACCAGUUUGGAAAACUUUUAAAAGGGACAAAAGAUCCUUUUCUAUUUCAAGGUCUAUGGGCUGUUUGGUUUUGCUUUUUACAUUCUUUCUCCUUCCCAUUUUUUAAGAAAAGUAUUUCUAUCAUUGAUUCAUUAAGAAAUGAUACUUGUAGGGUUUUUUAAGGCUGAUUUUUUUUGUGUUAACAGGCCAUGUAUCGUGCAUAUUGGCAUUUUUCUUCUUCUUUCAGAGAUUUGUAAAUACACAAUGGCAGGAAAUGAAAUGCACAAAAAAAGGGAAAAGAAACUUUUAAAAAAAUAAGAAAUUUAAAAAAAUCUGUUUUAGUUUCCUGGGGGGAAGUGUGUGCCAAGAUGGACACAUUCCUUCCUAUGUUUCGUUGAUGCAACUUCCUCUAACAAGCACUUUGUAUUAAAAAAGUGGACUUCCUGUUAUAAGGCGCAGGUAUUUAUUCUGUAACCAAUUUUAGAACACACACAAAAAAUAUUCAAAUAAAUGUGAUCACUUAGUGCAAA